CGCCUAAUGCGCAGGCGCCGCCUAGAAGUGACUUCUCCAAAAAGUGUCUUAGUUCUCGGUCACCUGAGCUCGGGGGUGACUCGGCUGCGGUAGGCUUCGCAGCUACCCGCCCUCUGCGGGUCCUGCCUGGUGACCCCUCCCUCUUCUCUUGCCCAUCGCUCCACCACCCCAAACCCUCCAAGGGCCUGUCCUUUCCGUUCUGCCUUUUCCCAGCCGCGGGUCGGACCGGGCCGAGCCGGGCAGCCUGGGCGCGGUCUCCGACCAUGGCGUCUCUCUUCAAGAAGAAAACCGUGGAUGAUGUAAUAAAGGAACAGAAUCGAGAAUUACGAGGUACGCAGAGGGCUAUAAUCAGAGAUCGAGCAGCUUUAGAGAAACAAGAAAAACAGCUGGAAUUAGAAAUUAAGAAAAUGGCUAAGAUUGGUAAUAAAGAAGCUUGCAGAGUUUUAGCAAAACAGCUUGUUCAUCUACGGAAACAGAAAACAAGAACUUUUGCUGUAAGUUCUAAAGUCACUUCUAUGUCCACACAAACAAAAGUGAUGAAUUCCCAGAUGAAGAUGGCAGGAGCAAUGUCUACUACAGCAAAAACAAUGCAAGCAGUUAACAAGAAGAUGGAUCCACAAAAGACGUUACAAACAAUGCAGAACUUCCAGAAGGAGAACAUGAAAAUGGAAAUGACUGAAGAAAUGAUCAAUGACACACUUGAUGACAUCUUUGAUGGCUCUGAUGAUGAAGAAGAAAGCCAAGAUAUUGUGAAUCAAGUUCUUGAUGAAAUCGGAAUUGAAAUCUCUGGAAAGAUGGCCAAAGCUCCAUCAGCUGCUCGAAGCUUACCAUCUGCCUCUACUUCAAAGGCUACGAUCUCCGAUGAAGAGAUUGAACGGCAACUCAAAGCUUUAGGAGUAGAUUAGUCAGAAAAACUAUGAUAUUUUGCUUACUUACAAUUAUUUAGUAUAAAUCAGGCACAGUGCAGAUUUCCUUUUACAAAACACAUUUAUUUGCAAAAAUGAAGACCACGAGCAAACAGUUGUUUCCUAACCUAUGGCUAUUUUGAAUCUUUUACCAAAGAAUGACAAGGAUGCAAAAAUGGGAACAGUUGGAUUUUAAUGAGAACUAUUUAGGAGCGAGGAUGUGUAAAAAGUUGACUUCUUUUUUGCAUGGCAUAGAGAAAUUAUAUUCAUUACGUAGUGUUUACGUUCUAUGUGUUUUUACACGGAAUACAAAAAUCUUGUUAAAUGCCACUAGGCACCAACUAAAGAGACUUGUAAAAAAUAUUAAAAAUAUAUCAUUAAUUCUGUAUCUGUUGCUUGUCCUUUGUGAGUGAUAUGUGUUAGGACCAUAGGCGGUUCAGCUGCCAAAUUAUUUUUAAAUGAGCCAAAAGAAGAGUGCUAUAUAAACAUUUGUCUUAAAAACUGUCAUGGGUUUUUCCUUUUUCCUUUUUUUUUUCCUUUGGGAGAACAUUCUAGUUGGUAAGUUUAUUACCUUUCAAAAUGUGCUUGGCACCUGCCUUAAAUAGAACAAAUAUAUUGUGCACAUCUUUAAAUUAUUUUAACUGACAGAAAAAAUUACAUUUUAAAUUAAUAUUGAGGCCUCUUAGAAAAAUUAUCCGGUUCUCUUUUGUAAAAGCUUAUAAAAAUGAAAAUAAUUAGCAAAAACAGACACUGAAUUAAUAACAUUUUAUAGUAAUAAAACUACAUUUUGGUCUUUCUUCCAAGAACUGAGAAAAUUUUCCCCAUGUGAGAUACUAUUUAAUAUGUUUAAUUUUGAUCUUUAUUGUGUAUAUUGAACACUCUAAAUGGAAGCCAUCUUUAGUUUAAGACUACUAUGACAAUACUUAACCUAAAUUUUAAAAUAAAAAUUAGCAUUUUUUCCUUGGUAAAUAAACUACAACUUUGUCAGAAAUUAUUUCCUAAAUGUGUAUUAAUGUAUUAGCAGUAUUUUUUAAGGUGAAGUUGCUAUGGUAUUUAAUGUAUGUAUAGAAAGUGAGGAAAAAGUAAAGUGGCAGAUUAGAGAAUUUAGGAUUAGGUUAGUUUGAAAAAGUUCUGUUGUAAUAUAUGGGUUCUAGCACAUCCCACCAUAAACAUUGGAGGAGAGAUCAGUUAGGUGUGACCAGAUCAACAUCUGAUGAUGGACAUUUUGGUCUAAUGUUGACAAGGUAAAUCCAUUUUAGGGCUAGUAUCCAUAUGGCAUAUGGAUUGGUGGGACGAAUGAAAAGUUAAACUAUUUAAUUUAUAAUUCAUGAAGCAUUGUAUGAUGUUCAUAGAUAAGGUUGCAUUGUUUACAGUAUUAGUUUCCCUGAACAUUGAUGGGUCAAAACAUUUUACUGGAUUAUGGAAUGUUAACCCAGAAUUUGUUUUGAUUCUUGGAUGUACAUAAUAAUGCCAACUAACUUUAUUUACUUUCUUGUUUACAUGCGGGGGGGCUUUUGUUUUUAAAAAUUAUUUUGUUAAAAAGAUUCCAAUAAAGAUUUAUUGCUAUUA
Herpailurus yagouaroundi (jaguarundi) is the source of this 2474-nucleotide messenger RNA. It is a transcript of the gene CHMP2B, whose product is annotated as charged multivesicular body protein 2B. Bases 264 to 905 code for a protein of 213 amino acids. Gene Ontology annotation, biological process: vacuolar transport. Lineage: Eukaryota; Metazoa; Chordata; Mammalia; Carnivora; Felidae. The record is from RefSeq and is a predicted model, not a curated record. The transcript is spliced from 6 exons.